GGUUUAUGAACUCACCCCGUCGCCUCAUCCAAUUCCAUCCAUUCCACAUUAAAUCACCUUCAUACUUUUACGCCAUUUUCCUUCGCUCUGCUUCCCGACGACGUCUCAAUCCACGAUACGCUCUUAUACACGGUCGCAGACACUUCGGCUAUUUACAUUUUGGUCUGCGCUAACAUUGCUCGUAUUAUUUCUACGUCGUGCUUAUAUCCCUAGAUUAGAGAUCUCUCUCUACGAGGCAUCCCUUCUCUCCACCAGUAACCGCAAAUGUUCCCGAUACCUUCCUCCGAGAUAGCAAUUUCAGCCCAAUUCUCUACGGCGCGUCUAGAACCAACCCUUUUCCUGUCGCAUCUGUCGAACUAUGGAUAUCAUCCGCAUCCUCGCUCCCGGUUCGAGUUCGUGUGAUCCUGUUUCCUGACUGGGCUGUCGCAACAGUCUCCCGGUCACCAAUAACUUUUUCCGACGGGAUUUAGUCUAAUCCCAUUUGAAUACCUAAUUAAGUAUCGAACUCGAUUGCUUGUUGCUUCGAUCAUAAUGGAGAGUCCGCGGGACAAGGCUAGAGCGAGCUGGGGGGAUGCCCAGAAGAUCCGCUCUGAUAUAGUAGAGAAGCUAUCAAAUCGAGGCACGACGGAAACUACAGCUCGUUUUGAAGACCUUGAGAAGACGAUGGCUGAAUUUCGGUUAGCCUGCAUGAACGUCGUUGCCAAUGACUUCGAAUAUGCGGUCGGUAAGCAAGUCGAAUAUCAUCUAUGGCAAGCCCAUGUCAACCUCAAUGUCGAGUACCGAAAAAUUAUGAGUCGCCUCCUGGCACAAAACCAGGUGGUUGUGAGACGCAAGCUAGAGAAACAAUAUAGAGGAUUUCUCAAAAUAGCUCAGUCCUUCUAUCGUGUCUAUAUACAACAACUUUCAGGGCGGUACUAUAUUCCCGAGCUACAUCAAGCCGCUUACGGCACAGACAUUGAGCUGCCAGAACCCCCUACUCCUAAUUCGAAGCCUCCAUCUCAACUUCGCGCAAUGAUCUUGAAGUCAUGCCAGAUUACCUUGGUUCAUCUCGGUGACCUGGUCAGAUACCGAUGCCAGAUGUCAGAAAAGCUUUCGAAUCAGAAUUUCGACAAGGCUAUAGCGUACUAUAGUCUAGCGCAUACUAUUAACCCUGACGAUGGCUCGGCUCAUCACCAACUGGCCGUUCUAUACCAACUUCAAGGCCGGCACUUCGACAUUGUCUAUCACUUUCAUCGUUCUAUCUCCGUUGCGAAACCAUCCGAAUUGGGUGUUAGCAACCUUGGACGGGAGUUCAAGGGCUUGGAGAAUUCGCACGCGGGACGUAAAGGUCCCAAAGACCCGCGCGAAACUAUGAUCACCUGGUUCCUCCGACUACACGCGUAUUUCUUCCAGGGAGAGCCUUUUUCUCAACAGGCUGAACUGGAAGAGGAAGUGCUACAUCGCUUAGAGAUUUCCUUGAAGUCUGACGCCGACGAAAUGAUCCUACGCAAGAUGAUCUUUAUUAACAUUGCAGCGUAUGAUAUUGCUUUGGAUAAAGUGAAAUCUGCGUGGACAAUGCAAGGAUCUCAGUCGGCCCAGUUCUUACUACGAUUUAACAUUCGCACGGUCCUGAUUCUCCUUCGCACCUUAAAGGCGGGACUACUAGAUGAGUCUGCCACAUCUACCACACCUGAAAGCGAGAGAGGAGACCACGAGGAUUCUGAGAGUCCGAUCUGCUUUAGUCAACUUUUGAUGAAGCUAUUCCCUCUCUUCCGCAUUUACAUCUCAUGGCUCUAUGUUUCCAGGCUCGAUGCUAAGGAUUAUCGAGAAUUCCUCGAACCAUACGUCAGUGAGGUAUACAGGCUUCUUGCCGACACGCUCACUUUGCUCAACGCAACCAUCGACCAAGCUACCAUUACUACGUCGUCGAAGUAUCUUUUACUGGAAGAUACAGAAGCACUCGGGCUUAAGCCUUUCAGCGAUCGUAACCUGCCCUUGUUCUCGCAAUCAGAAGGUGUACCGGACUUGAUAAAUUAUCAUCCACCAAAGAAGCGCAAGCCUCGCAAGCCUCGCCAAAGAGUCUUCGGUCGUCAGUACAAACCUCACACAGAAGCAAUCUGGCGAAUUAGGGAUAUUGUGUAUUGUGGGGUACUCUUGGCAGCGAGCUCGGCUUUCCCGCUCGCAAUUAGCCUCAAGAAGCUCGAGGGGCGGGAGGUUGAAUGCUGGGAUUUUAUUGUUGAACCUGCUCAAGCAGCCUCCGUAGACGAGGCAACUAUGCUUCGUGUGUUGAACAAGCUUAAACUCGACGACGCAGGAGCAAAACCAGAGGAGUCGAUGCAGAAGGUGUCAGAUGCAACUUUGGAGGAUGUCGCCUUGGCACAUCAUGCUGAAGAUGAGACAAGCCUUCAACCACGCAGCGUAUCCCGCAAGGGAAAAUCAGUCGAGGAGCAAGCACCCAAUCCACUUCUUGACACAGACCUAAGUGGAGAUAGUGAGAUGGUUAAUAUGGUGAACAAGCUCUUGGAUCCACUCGAUGAUAGCAGACCUCAGUCAAGCCAGACCCAGGGUGAUACCAGCUAUGGCAUGAAUACUGCUACGGCUAACGAUGUUUUUGGCCGGUUUGCUACGGAUUCAGCGCAGCCUUCUCCCGCGUCGAAGGCCAUACCCAGCCUCCCAUGGGGUUACUUCUAUGAGCCAACCCCGAAACAUUCUGGUAGUCAAUCUAAUAAUCAAUUGGUUUCCGAUGGAGACUAUAUACCCAGGAGUGUCCAUGGCCAGUUAGACGGCUUCGAGUCGUCUCCUUAUCUGAGUAAUCUUACCAUCAACAAGGCCCCAGCGCAUCGCAGCGUGAGAGAACAGCCUGCGUAUGAGUCGCCAAGGUUAUGUCAAGGAGCGCCACGAUCUGAUAAUCACCAGAGCAAGGGUUCCCGCGACUCGUUAGAGAUAUCGCGAAGCGCAGUCCUCGAUAGUCUGACGUCUGCACUGUAUGCUCAACACGGGCUGAACCCGCAAACCACGCAGGAUAGCUAUGCGGGUCGAAUGGGUACGAGCCCAUAUCUAGGGUCUCAGAAACCUUCAGCAGCCAGCUCUCCCUAUUUGAAUAAACUCGGGAUGAAUCAAGGAUCGAGCUAUAUGGAGCGCUCGGGCAGUCAGCAGACCGCUGUUUCUAAUCUGCAAAGCCCUUCUGGAUCCGCGGGGUUUGGCCUACCAAGCGGGAGCCUGGGCGGACAGAAGAAAAUCCCGGGCCCUUUCGAGAAUAUUUCAAGCCCCUUUGGCAGUGAAGGCGGUUUUCUAGCACCAGGGGGCAAUACGCAGGCAAACGGCCGUUCAGCGCCGGGUGCUCCUCAACAGUACUCUCCUUGGUCCCAAGAAGGCACGAGAAGUGGAUCAACCUUCUCCUUUUCGCACCCGAGCAGCCUUUUCGGCGGCACUCCUGUUGCCCCCCAGGGCGGUCCUCCCAACACUGUCUUUUGUAAUGGCGACUACUAUAAUGCUAGUACCCCAUUCGGUCGACUCGGCCAUAACCACAGUAACAAGGACGACCCUACGCGUUACCGAAACCAGAUUAAGAGUUACUUAGGUGAGGAGGAUCCCUCCUACGAAUACGACCAGAAAGUGUUACAGUCUGCAUGGCUUGACAACGACGAGAUGCAUCGCCAGAAGUAA
This is a messenger RNA of Annulohypoxylon truncatum, 3645 nucleotides long. RefSeq lists its product as uncharacterized. Gene Ontology annotation, biological process: nuclear-transcribed mRNA catabolic process, nonsense-mediated decay. Gene Ontology annotation, molecular function: protein binding; telomerase RNA binding; telomeric repeat DNA binding. Lineage: Eukaryota; Fungi; Ascomycota; Sordariomycetes; Xylariales; Hypoxylaceae. The record is from RefSeq and is a predicted model, not a curated record. Bases 532 to 3645 code for a protein of 1037 amino acids. Gene Ontology annotation, cellular component: telomerase holoenzyme complex. The transcript has 4 exons.